GAUCGCACUUUUCCGGUUUGUCUCGGCUCUCGAGGUCCCUCCCUCGCUGUCAGCAGUUCUCCGCGCUCCAAACUCGCGUAUUGAUCUUCGUCUUCUUCUCGUCGUCAUCGAAACGUUGCUUUUUUCCCCUCUAAACGUGUUUUAGCACCGCGCUGAGGUGCUUUGUUUUCCUCGUCGGAGGAAGUUAUUGUUUUCUUCCGUCUUCGGUUGAGAAGCAGCGGCAGGAAAUGUCCAGCUGAGGGGUGGAAAUCCACAAACACAGGGCCUGCUAUUGUAAUGAUUGAUCAAUGCUGCGACCAUGGCAGUAAAAGCUCAAGUUUUAUAUGACUUCACUGCAGAGCCGGGAACCAAUGAGCUGUCGGUAAAGGAAGGACAGACCAUCACAAUCACCAGUCAGAGCAUCGGAGGAGGGUGGAUCGAGGCUCAGAACUCCAGAGGGGAGACAGGUCUGGUUCCGGAAGACUACAUCGAAGUACAGGGCAGCCAGGCAUAUCCACCGUUGCCUGCAGCAAACGCUGCUCCAACCCCGGCUGCUGCAAAUGUUGGCUCAGCAGAUCUAGCCUUCUUUGAUGCUUACGCCCCGGCGUCAACGCCUGCGCAAACCCAGGUGGAUCUUGUGGGCUUGAGUCCUCAGCCGGACACCCCCGAUACCCCCGUUUCCCCAUUCUUUUCAUCCCCCAAUGAGGCUAGCAAUGGCAACGAUCCCUGGUCAUCGUGGAACACAGAUCCUUCAGGCGGCUCUUCCAACAACUGGGCUUCAAACCCGGAGGGAACCCAGACUGCAAGGAACGCUGCUGGGGAACCUUGGGCUUCUCAGGGUCACCCUCAGGCGUACCAGGGCCCAGGAGCGGAUGACGACGAGUGGGACGACGAGUGGGACGACAUGAAGUCCACCACAGGUUAUGCCGAGUCUGAACCUGGCGAUGGCGGAGGCCUGCAGAGAAGUGGAACCCAUGGGACCUCCAUGAAAAUCUCACUGAACAAGUUCCCCGGAUUCUCCAAGUCUGGUCCGGAGCUCUACCUCCUCUCCAAGCCGGUGCCCAAAGGCAAAGACAAGCUACCAAUCUAUAUGGGUGAAGUCGGGCCGGUGUGGCAUUACCCAGAAGCCGCUUUAGACUGUGUGGUGGCUGACCCCAAGAAGGGCUCCAAGAUGUACGGUCUCAAGAGCUACAUUGAGUAUCAAGUGACUCCCAGCACAACCAACCGCCCUGUCAAUCACAGAUACAAGCACUUUGAUUGGCUGUACGAGCGGCUGCUGGACAAGUUUGGGUCAGCCAUUCCCAUUCCAUGUUUACCAGACAAGCAAGUCACCGGCCGUUUUGAAGAAGAGUUUAUAAAGAUGCGCAUGGAGCGGUUGCAGGGCUGGAUGAGCAGGAUGUGCCGACAUCCGGUCAUUUCCUGUAGUGAAGUGUUUCAGCUGUUCCUGACCUACAAGGACGAGAAGGACUGGAAGAUGGGGAAAAGAAAAGCCGAGAAGGACGAGACAGUCGGAGUGAUGAUCUUCACCACAAUAGAGCCUGAAGCGAAGGAGCUGGACCUCUCCGAAGUUGAGCUGAAGUGCGAGCAGUUCAGCAGGUUCACCAAAUCCAUGGACGACCAGGUGAAGGAGAUCCUGACUGUGGGUCACGAGCACUGGAAGAGAUGCACGGGCCCUCUGCCGAAGGAGUACCAGAGGAUCGGAAAGGCCUUCCAGAACCUCUCAGCUGUCUUCAACAGCAGCGGAUAUGAAGGAGAAUCCACCUUGACAGACGCCAUGACAGCGGCAGGGAAGACAUAUGAAGAGAUUGCUGAGAUGGUCGCUGAACAGCCGAAAAAAGACCUGCACUUCCUGAUGGAGACCAACAAUGAAUAUAAAGGUCUGCUGGGCUGCUUCCCCGAAACCAUCGGAGUCCACAAGGCGGCCAUUGACAAGGUGAAGGAGGCCGACAAGUUGGUGGGCGCCAGUAAAAUCACGUCUCAGGACAAAGUCACGAUGGCCAAGCGGGCCAGCACCAUGUCUUAUGCAUUACAAGCCGAGAUGAACCACUUCCACAGCAACCGUAUCUACGACUACAACCGGGUCAUGCAGCAGUACCUGGAGGAGCAAGUCAAGUUUUACGAGACGAUCGCCGCCAAGCUGCGACAUGCACACAGCCAGUUCACCACCAUGUGAAGGAUCUCAAGACACGAAGCAAAGCAUCCCAAAUAUACUUCUUCUUCUCCUCCUGUUAAUUUAAUUUUCUUUAAUUCUGACCUCAUCUGCCUUGUUUGUCAGCAGCUGUGCAGCAUGUUGUAAGCAGAUGAAGCCACCAUGUUUCCACACACUCCUCCUGUGUUGGAAGCAGAGCAGUGUGUUCAGUACAUGUUUGUGCAACCCCAACAAAAUCUGUCCACAUAAAGUAGCCUCACUUUGAAAGUUGCACAAUUAUUUUUGCGGAAUUUUGAGUCGCUGUCUUGAACGUGAUUGCGAAUCAUUGACAUUCAGGGAGGUGUUGUCACAGUGUGUCCUUAGUUUCGGGCCUGUCCUGAUCCCAAACAGGAAGCUCCACCUCCUUCCUCUCUCACCAAUGUGCCUUUGUCCCAAGAGGAAUCUGACAAUUUGCCGACCAUUAUUUCCGUUUACAUUUCACUAGAAAAAGUUAUUUUAAAUCUCUGAGCAGUUUUUAUAUGAAUGUGCCUUCUAUAAUGGAAACUAUUUUUUUUCCCACAUCGCAGCUUUCAAUCACUCUCUAAUCUCACCUUGUUUUAUUGUUCAAAUGAUAAAUAUAUAUAUGCACAGUAACUAUGUGUUGAGCUGUCACGUGCCUCCUGUCUGUGAGCUACUUGUAUGUAUAGACGUGUUUUGGGAUGAAGUCAUGAAGAAGAGCAACGUUUCUGUUUGAUUUAUUAAAAAAAGGUUUGU
This is a messenger RNA of Synchiropus splendidus (mandarinfish), 2881 nucleotides long. It is a transcript of the gene snx9b, whose product is annotated as sorting nexin 9b. Gene Ontology annotation, biological process: endosomal transport; plasma membrane tubulation; intracellular protein transport. NCBI's taxonomy places the organism in Eukaryota, Metazoa, Chordata, Actinopteri, Syngnathiformes, Callionymidae. Gene Ontology annotation, cellular component: plasma membrane; cytoplasmic vesicle. Bases 299 to 2152 code for a protein of 617 amino acids. The transcript is spliced from 19 exons. The record is from RefSeq and is a predicted model, not a curated record. Gene Ontology annotation, molecular function: phosphatidylinositol binding; protein binding.